This is a messenger RNA of Neogale vison (American mink), 1737 nucleotides long. RefSeq names its product ring finger protein 166 (gene RNF166). The transcript is spliced from 7 exons. Lineage: Eukaryota; Metazoa; Chordata; Mammalia; Carnivora; Mustelidae. Gene Ontology annotation, molecular function: ubiquitin protein ligase activity. Gene Ontology annotation, biological process: ubiquitin-dependent protein catabolic process; protein polyubiquitination. Bases 17 to 844 code for a protein of 275 amino acids. The record is from RefSeq and is a predicted model, not a curated record.
CAGGCCCGGCCCCGGGAUGGCGAUGUUCCGCAGCCUGGUGGCUUCGGCUCAGCAGCGACAGCCGCCGGGCGGGCCGGCGGGCGGCGACAGCGGCUUGGAGGCGCAGUACAGCUGCCCGAUCUGCCUGGAGGUGUACCACCGGCCUGUGGCCAUCGGCAGCUGCGGCCACACGUUCUGCGGGGAGUGCCUCCAGCCCUGCCUCCAGGUGCCGUCCCCCCUCUGCCCGCUGUGCCGCCUGCCCUUUGACCCCAAGAAGGUGGACAAGGCUGUGCAUGUGGAGAAGCAGCUCUCGUCCUACAAGGCACCUUGCAGAGGCUGCAGCAAGAAGGACUGCCCAGCCCCUCUGCAGCCCCCCGGGACCCCAGCUAAGGUCCGCCCCAGUCCCGCAGCCGGUGACCAGAUGUACCUGCCGACAGGUGACGCUGGCCAAGAUGAGGGUGCACGUCUCCUCCUGCAUGAAGGUCCAGGAGCAAAUGGCCAACUGCCCCAAGUUCGUCCCCGUGGUGCCCACAUCCCAGCCCAUCCCCAGCGCCGUCCCCAACAGGUCCACCUUCACUUGCCCCUACUGCGGCGCCCGCAACCUGGACCAGCAGGAGCUGCUCAAGCACUGUGUGGACAACCACCGCAGCGACCCCAACCGCGUGGUGUGCCCCAUCUGCUCGGCGAUGCCCUGGGGGGACCCCAGCUACAAGAGCGCCAACUUCCUGCAGCACCUGCUGCACAGACACAAGUUCUCCUACGACACCUUCGUGGAUUACAGCAUCGACGAGGAAGCCGCCUUCCAGGCUGCCCUGGCCCUGUCUCUGUCCGAGAACUGAAGGCACAGCCCAGCCCCUGGACCUGACCCCUCCGGCCUCGGGAGACUGGGCCGCCUCCGGGGACUGGGUCUCCCGCGCCUGCGCGGGACAAGCGGAGCCUCCUGUGUUGCCGGACAGGUGGUCCCCGAGCCCGCCAGGGCCGGGGUCCUCGGAGGGUGGACACCCGUGCUCCUGGCCAAGCGCGGCUGGCUCCCUCGGUGCUUCGGGCUGAGCAGGUGGCCCUCGCUGGGCCCGAGAUCGGGGGCGGUCUGUCUCCAAGCCAUGCUGUCCUCGUCCGACCCAGUGCGCCCCAGUGGGGUCCCGCAGGCCUGUGCGGAGCAGGAAGCCCAGGGGAGCCCCGCCCACCAUGGGGGGGCCGCUUCCAGUUCACCCGCUCGGGACUGGCUUUUGUGAUACUUAGAAUUCUGGCGUUUUUCUAUACUAUCCAGCGUGAUGAUCUUUCCACAUUUUAUAGAGCAGUUACUGCUCGUACUGCAAUACCCGUGUUUGACUAGACAAUAGUAUUUUUAUGGAACAUUUACAAAAUUAUAUUUUUUAAAAAAACAAUCAAAAAAUAAACAGUUGUGGGGUCUGCGCUGGGGAGCAAAAGGCGCCGACGCCAGAGCCAGAGCGCGCCCCGGGGCUUUGCUCAGACAGAUCCUGGCGCUGCUCUGCUGGGUUCCCCUUCCUAACUGCCAGGAGGAACCCCCGGGCACCCAGCUGCUCGCAGAGGCUCCUGACUCCGUGGUCGCCCCAGCAGCGCCGGCUCCUCCCACUGGGGUCCUGGCCCUGCUGUCUUCUCCCCAGGCCGCCCCCAAGCGCUGUCGGUAGGCCGUUCCUGGGGGCGACAGCUGGGGAUGGAAGACGCCGUCUUACUCUUUCAGUUCACGGCAUAAAUUAUUGCUCUUUUAGAAAAACUUCAAUAAAACAUUUCAAAGCA